ACUUGUCCUGCAAUUGAAAACUAUUUAAACGGUCCCAGAGCUUUGCUAGAACGGAAAGUUUCAAGCUUCCGAACAUAGACCUCGAGCUAAGCGUCAUCCUACAUCUCGUUCCGCUGCAUCUACUUCGCGUCGCCGCAUAAUACUUCCCGCCUCCUAGUUCAACCCGGGAACUCGUUCAAAAUGCGUUUUUCAGCUGCCAUCAUCGCCAUGAGCACAUUCUUGCCUGGCAUUCUGGCCUUCAAGUGCGCAUCGGGCUGGUAUGGGGAAUGCUACUACGACCACACCAAUAGCGAUGGUACCGCCACUCGUUGCGCCCUCAAGUGCACUUCUGGUCCCGUCAAUGUUGAGUGUCACUGCCCCGACACAUAUCCUGGUCAGCCCUGGCCCUACACCGGGAAGCACGAGUGCAUCACCAUCGGUAAAUACAACGGUCGCCACCAUUGUUAUGCUUGAAGUGUGGGGUUGUGUCGAAGCAAUUGUAUCCGUACAUAUAGCUUAGUGUCGCAAGGACCGCUGUUUUCCCUCCCUUCUUUCGGAGAACCACAGAUCUAUUCAGCCAUCCCUUACUUCGGCCACAACAAUGCCGGCCUCCCUUACAUUCGUUGGAAUAGUUUCAUUUUCUCCCUGGAUUCGGACCUCCGUUGAGGCUGCCUUGGCCGAAAUUCCAAGGCCAGAUUCUCAGGUAUAAUAGAAGUAACAGACCCUCCGCCUUGGGUCCUGUUCUCCUCGGGCAAUUCAGACAAUUCAAACCCUCCUGUAUCAAUACCCUACUUCUUCUGUUGCCUUGUGAAUGCACGUGACGCUUAGGUAUAGGAAGGCGGGCGAACCAUAACAUAGUAGAGCUAGACAGACA
Messenger RNA from Lasiosphaeria miniovina, 853 nucleotides. RefSeq lists its product as uncharacterized. The record is from RefSeq and is a predicted model, not a curated record. Lineage: Eukaryota; Fungi; Ascomycota; Sordariomycetes; Sordariales; Lasiosphaeriaceae. The transcript is spliced from 2 exons. Bases 181 to 453 code for a protein of 90 amino acids.